Messenger RNA from Bradysia coprophila, 2508 nucleotides. It is a transcript of the gene Dhx15, whose product is annotated as DEAH-box helicase 15. Gene Ontology annotation, cellular component: spliceosomal complex; intracellular anatomical structure. The record is from RefSeq and is a predicted model, not a curated record. NCBI's taxonomy places the organism in Eukaryota, Metazoa, Arthropoda, Insecta, Diptera, Sciaridae. Gene Ontology annotation, molecular function: RNA helicase activity; RNA binding; ATP binding.
GAGUCUCUUUUCUAACGUCAAUUUCGGCUCAGAAGGAACACAUUUUUUUCCCUACAAAACUAAUUAGUUUACCGUAAAACUAUCGCCCACUUUUCUUUAAUUUUUAUUUAUUUGAUUUGCUGUUUCUAAUGUCGAAACGAAGAAUUGAAAUUAUGGAUCCAUUCAUCAAGAAGAGGCGAGAGGAAAAAGGAGUACCGGUAGACUGUUCAGCGGCAUCGUCCUCAAAUGCUCCAGUAACCAUAGCACCACACACUCCGAACAAUCAGACCACCCGAGUGAACACAGUUAAUCCGUACAAUGGUCAAGUGUAUUCGCAAAAAUUCCACUCGAUCUACCAGAAACGUAUCAUGUUGCCGGUGUUCGAGUAUCAGUCGGAUUUCAUGCGUCUGUUGGCCGAAAAUCAGUGCAUUGUACUCGUCGGCGAGACGGGAAGUGGUAAAACAACACAAAUACCGCAGUGGUGUGUGGAGUAUGCUUCGUCCGUUGGAAGCAAGGGAGUCUCAUGUACUCAACCACGUCGAGUCGCUGCUAUGUCGGUAGCACAACGUGUUUCCGAAGAAAUGGACGUGGCGUUGGGACAGGAGGUUGGCUACAGUAUUCGUUUCGAGGAUUGUUCGUCCCCGAAAACCCUUUUAAAAUACAUGACCGAUGGUAUGUUGUUGCGAGAAGCAAUGAGCGAUCCGAUGUUAGAAGCAUACCAAGUUAUACUUCUCGACGAAGCGCACGAACGUACGCUGGCCACGGAUAUUUUGAUGGGCGUUUUAAAGGAAGUGGUCAGGCAACGCAGCGAUUUGAAAUUAGUUGUGAUGUCGGCUACACUCGAUGCCGGCAAAUUUCAACAAUAUUUCGACAAUGCACCGCUGAUGAAUGUUCCGGGACGAACGCAUCCAGUGGAAAUAUUCUAUACACCCGAACCGGAGCGCGAUUAUCUUGAAGCGGCAAUUCGUACGGUCAUUCAGAUUCACAUGUGCGAGGACAUCGAAGGCGACAUAUUGAUGUUUUUGACCGGGCAAGAGGAAAUCGAAGAAGCGUGCAAGCGAAUCAAACGAGAAAUCGACAAUCUGGGCGCUAGUGUCGGUGAACUGAAAUGCAUUCCGUUGUAUUCGACGUUGCCACCAAAUUUACAGCAACGCAUUUUCGAACCGCCACCGCCCAAUAAACCGAAUGGAGCCAUUGGCCGGAAAGUGGUUGUGUCGACAAAUAUUGCAGAAACAUCACUCACAAUCGACGGUGUGGUGUUCGUAAUUGACCCCGGCUUUGCCAAGCAGAAAGUUUACAAUCCCCGAAUUCGCGUCGAAAGUUUAUUAGUUUCGCCGAUCAGUAAAGCAUCGGCUCAGCAACGGGCUGGACGAGCUGGUCGAACGAAACCCGGAAAAUGUUUCCGAUUGUACACGGAAAAGGCUUACAAAAAUGAGAUGCAAGACAACACGUAUCCGGAAAUUCUACGGUCUAAUUUGGGAACGGUUGUUCUUCAGCUGAAAAAACUCGGCAUCGACGAUUUGGUACAUUUUGAUUUCAUGGAUCCACCGGCACCGGAAACGCUGAUGAGAGCGUUGGAACUGUUAAACUAUUUGGCUGCCUUGGACGACGAUGGAAAUUUGACCGAUUUGGGUGCAGUUAUGGCAGAAUUUCCCUUGGAUCCGCAACUUGCCAAAAUGUUGAUUGCCAGCUGUAACCAUAAUUGUUCCAACGAAAUUUUAUCCAUUACUGCUAUGUUGUCGGUACCACAGUGCUUUGUCCGGCCAAAUGACGUUAAGAAGGCAGCUGACGAGGCGAAAAUGCGUUUUGCACACAUCGAUGGUGAUCAUCUCACCCUGCUUAAUGUUUACCAUGCAUUCAAACAAAGUGGCGAAGACAAAAACUGGUGUUACGAAAAUUUUGUGAAUCACAGAUCGUUGAAACAAGCCGAUGAUGUGAGAACACAAUUGUCACGGAUUAUGGACAGAUUUAAUUUGAAAAGAACUAGCACAGAUUUCACAUCGAAAGACUACUACAUCAACAUUAGAAAGGCGUUAGUUCAAGGAUUUUUCAUGCAAGUGGCCCAUUGUGAACGCACUGGACAUUAUCUAACAAUAAAAGACAACCAGGUCGUACAGUUGCAUCCAUCUACAUGUUUGGACCACAAGCCCGAAUGGGUGUUGUAUAAUGAGUUUGUCUUAACAACAAAGAAUUACAUUCGCACCGUUACCGACUGUAAACCUGAAUGGUUGCUGAAAAUUGCCCCACAAUACUAUGACAUGAACAAUUUCCCGCAGUGUGAGGCGAAACGACAGUUGGAAAUGAUGCAAGCACGGAUGGAUUCGAAACAAUAUCAACAAGGAUUUUAAGAUUUAGCUUCGGUUUUUAAGAAAAAAAAAACCACAAAAAAAAAAUAUUUCACAAUUCAACAGAUUUAUAUUAUUAAAUGUGGAUGAAGCGAACGCAAUUCUGUUUUCGUUUUGAUUUUGCUAUGAUUGUAAUUUUCACUUGAGUUGGAUCACACGAAUAAAAGAGAAAAUUAAUGAGAGA